ACACAAGCGUUGCUGUCCGCCCGCCGUCGCCGCGCCGCUCGACCUCUCCGAUGGCGUACCAGACUCCCGACAGCAAGAAGGAGGAGUUCCGCAAGUACCUCGAGAAGUCGGGCGUCAUCGACGCGCUGACGAAGGUCCUCGUCGGCCUCUACGAGGAGCCGGAGCGGCCGCCCAACGCCGUGGACUACAUCAAACGCUACAUGGGCGCGCCGACGGGCAUCGACGUCGAGGCGCUGCGACAGGAAAACGAAAACCUUCGGAAGGAACGCGAAGACCUCCGUUCGACGAUCGACGAGUUGAACGCGCGGCUGACCGAAGACAAGGGCGACGACGCGUGAGCCCGCCGAGGCGCGGUCCCGGGCGGCCGGCACCCCCGGCGACGCGCGCGCCUCUCUUUUCCACCAAGCAUCCUCCCUGUAACCACCUCUCCUUUCG
Molecule: messenger RNA, 435 nt
Organism: Aureococcus anophagefferens
Lineage: Eukaryota; Pelagophyceae; Pelagomonadales; Pelagomonadaceae
Exons: 4
Coding region: 51-338 (95 amino acids)
Biological process (GO): regulation of DNA-templated transcription
Cellular component (GO): nucleus
Molecular function (GO): transcription coactivator activity
Source: RefSeq, a predicted model, not a curated record